Sus scrofa (pig) is the source of this 4847-nucleotide messenger RNA. NCBI's taxonomy places the organism in Eukaryota, Metazoa, Chordata, Mammalia, Artiodactyla, Suidae. The record is from RefSeq and is a predicted model, not a curated record.
GCUCAUGGCAACUCCAGAUCCGUAACCCACUGAGCGAGGCCGGGGUUUGAACCUGAAUCCUCAUAGAUGCUAGACAGGCUCAUUACGGCUGAGCCACAACAGGAGCUCCCAAAUCUCUAACCCUUAUAACUCAUUUUUGGAGAUCAUUUUUUCUGCGAUGCCAGCCUGGUGACCAUUUGAAGGAGGUCUCUGCAGAUGGCCCCUCCGUGAAAAGGCGAUUCUAGACUGGGUGGGGCAGGUGACCCUAAUCUCCGAGGUCCUCCAGACUACUCGGUUACCGUGACGUUGUUUCUGUGCCUCCUGCAGAGUCAGGUGUAAGGAACAAGGCACCAAGACGCAGGCCCACAGCAUCGAGAAGCCGGUCCCCCAGGUUCCCCCCCAGCCCUCCCCGCCGACCCUGCCCCAGGGGGGCCGCGGUGCAGGUGGAGCCUGAAGCCCACCCAGGCCCUCCUUCCACCCAAGACCCAAGUGAGGGACUCCCUCUCCCAGGCCCCCGGGGUCCCUUCCUGUUCCCCAGGGCGAUCGGUAAAGAGAAAUGUGUUGCCGCCUUCUUGCCUUGUGGCCCCAAAAGCUCCUUUCGGCAGCAGCUCAGCAGGGCUAAGCCUCCAAGUUCCAUCUCUACCGCCCGCCAGACCCCGACCGCCCCCUGCAGCUUCCUCUCCUUCCCUGUGCCAGUUCUCACCGUCCGUGACCUGCUUGCAGGGGUCUCUGUAAACCAUUCUGUGCAUAUAAAAUGCGGAGAACGAUGCAGCAUCUGUGUCGCUCCCCGCCGGCCUCGGAAACCCACUGAGCCACCCCAGCCACCCCUUGCGGGCCACUCGUGUCUCCAAUCCGGCUCCUCCUCCAGCGGAACCUCGCCCUGAACGUGGAUUCUGCUGUUGCCACAGAGCCUGGAGCACUGCGUCUCCGAGCAGCCUGGCGUCUUGGAAUCUCUAAUGGAGAAACUCAGGUGUCCGUGACCUGCGUCCCGAGGAGGGAGGGGACUUUCUGGGAUGACCCCCCCCCAUCCCGGCGGGCCCACCCUCCCCGUCUCCGCAGCCGCUGCCUUUCUUCUCUGUUUCCCCCACACCCCAGGACCCCUCCCUGUGGCCAGACCCUGAGGGGGCGUUGUGUGAGGCCCCAGGGAACCGAACGACCCGCUGAGAAUGUCAUCAGUGUGAUUUCAGAGACGAGGGAAAGGCUUCCUGUCCCCUCCUCUUGCCUGGGCCCCUCUGAUGCCAUCCUGCCGCCGAGUCCAGGGUUCUCCAGAGAGACCCCCCGUCCCGCCUGAGAGCUUUGGUCAGCCCUCAGCACAGAAAGAAGCCUGGCUGGGAAACUCCCGGCCACACGCUCGUCAGUCUCAUCUCUGCACGCGGCUCUGAGUAGCAGACUUUAGCCCGAGAGCAUAGGCCUUGGGGACCGUCCCUGAGUCCUUCACAGUGAGACCCAGGGCUGUGAAGGGCAUUGCCUCGGAGUCCCCACAGUGACUUUCUCAAGCAACACCCCCCUCCAUCCCUAUUCAUUCUCUGACCACCCCCGACCUCUGCCCACGUGGAAGGAACAAACUUCUCUCCUCCCCCGCGGUUCAGCCCAUCAAACAGACCAAGGAUUCUGUCCUUGCCUGGAGGACACCCAGGUGGCUCAGCUGUAGAGAGGGACGCGAUGGGACGCCUUUGGCUGGCUGACUCCUCACGUAAACUCAGCUUGAAGACGGAGUGCUACCUCAUCUCAGAGCUGGAAGAGCACAGAGACCUCAAUACAUAAUGAGCAAUCCAUUUCCCAAUGAAACUGACAACCAGUGUCGGGAGGAGGAGUGGGUCCCGGGGAGACCAGCCCAGGGAGCAACUGCCUCGUAGGAUGAAAGGUCUCUGUAUCUGAUCAGGGCUCCUAACGUCACAGUUCAAAGCAUCUUUGAUCAGUGGAAAGUGUUGUUGUUCCAUGAUGCACCUCACGUUUGCCGUUGGUGUAAACCACCGCUCAGAAGGGGACCGUACACUCAGUUUUGCCACUGUUCCUUCCUUGACCGAACCGAUGAAUCACACUGCCUGCCUGCAGGAUUUAGUCCACAAACAGCCCCGGACUCUGAGUGGGGGCUUCUGUCUGGAAAGAGCGUCCAGCUCAGCACCAGGGGACAGGAGUGACGCUGCAUCCUCUCCACUUAGAGCCUGUUUCGGACGCUGCUUCCCCUCUAAGCCCAGCUCCCUUUCAGUACAUGGAUCUGCACGGAAAUCCUUCAUUGCUCCUCCUGCCCAGCCUCAGCCUAGGUGGGCAAUGGGUCAGCAGCUCAUAGGGGACAGGGGGACCCGGGCUGGGAAGACGGGUAACUUGGCGUUCCUGGCACAACCUGGUUAUGCUUGCACAUUCCCUGCGUUCUGGGCACAGCAGCGGGUGCAAGGCCUGGCCUGGCGCUUAGAAUCAGUGGAGAGAACCAGAGACGUCCCAUGGUCAGGCGGCACCUCCUGGGAAGCUGCCACCGGGUGUCAAGGUCACCGUGAGCAGCAGAGAAGUGGUAACUUAGGGCCAGGCAUACAACCCUCUUCCUCCAGGGCCUCUUCUUCCAAGUCAGAGGAGCAGCCUCCUCGAAGCCGACGGGUGGCUGCUCCCAGUUCUCAGAAAGCCUUCAUCCGAGGUAACCGCCGGGCUCACGGACACCGGAGGCGGCGUCUGUCCCGCUUUGUUCCCAGCAGCCUCCAGGGAGCAUGUGCUCCUGGUUGUGGAGCAGAUUUGAAAGAUAACCUCAUCCUACCAGAAACGAUCAGAAGCUGGGGGUCGCCUUUCCCUCUGGGUCCCUGUCCUAGCAGAGGUGUGAUUCCAGGGCUGCCAGGGGGCAACCAUCCCAUCGCACGUCUGUCUGGUGGCUCUGCGCUCACAGCUGGUUGCUGGGCGGGCUGCUCUGUUCUCCGGGCCUACGGUGGGCCUGGGCUUGUCUGCAGGUUGGCAGGCACAAGCCUUGCUCCUCUUUUAGGGAACGUGGCAGGACUCGCAUCACUCCCUAUCCAUGGUCCUCACUCGUGCCCAGCCCAGUGACAAUGGACGUGUGACCCUACAGUUUCUGCAAGAACGGCUUUCAUCAGAACUGGCUCGACUGAAACCUCAGUGGUCAGAGGCAACAUGUGACUGCCAGCCUUGUUACAAUGUACCGCUGCCCACAGGGACUCAGAGACGGAGAAAUCAAGAAGACAGCCGGCUCCUUAGAAGGGAAACCGGAUGCAAACGGUGUGACCGGUGACUCGGCCUGGCCACCGACGUGUGCCCGUGGCGGAUGUCGGCCUCUGGUCCCCACCAGACGUCUUGGGGUCCCCGAGCCCCCCACGCUGCCUGUGACCCGGCGUCGGAGCACCGCCACCCUGGGCGGCUUGAGCACCUUGCUUCCAAAGACGCCCGUGAGCCACAAACCCCUUCUCAGGUCUCUUCGUGGGUGGCUGUUUAAUUACGAAAACCACGUACGCAUUUGUAAGUUUUGCCCAUCUGUGAUUUCCCUGCCGCUCUGGUCCCCGUCCCACCAACCCCCACAUCCUGGGUCGCCCCCUCACUGGAGCCGCAGCCUCUCUCCCCCGAGAUGGGAUCGGCUCCUUAACUCCGCUCGAGCGUCCGCUGGCGCUGAGAAUUUCACGUCUCAUUGACGUGACUGGUAUCAGUAAGUUUCCUCCUCCCGAAUCCUCAGGCCCUGGGAGCCCUUUAGGGUCCCCGUAGCAGGGGGGUCUCUCCGCCCCACAACCCUGUCUCCCCAACCGCGCGUCUCAGAUCCAGCCCCUGUUGCUCGUGCUGCCCCCUCCCUGGGCAGGUGGCUCCUCCUGCUCUGCAACCGCAUGUUCCCGGCCUGCUCGCUGCCACGGAGCCCGGGCCUGACGUCCCGCAGCCCUGGGUAUUCCUGCCACUCUUGGGGCUGGUGUCGCUGUAAACCUGCCUCUGCGUUGGGUCACGGCCUUCACCGCGGCUCUACCCUCAGCCAUCCGUCCAUCCUGGCCAGUCAACACCCCGCUGCCCCAGCCGGUGGAGCCCCGCCGAUGCCUCUGCUCUGCUUACCUCCCUGAGAGGAUGAAGCACCGGAGGCCCAGAGAAGUCACAAAACAGGUUCGUGGAAGAGCCGGGAAUUCAGGUCCGGGUGGCGUUACCGUGGAGCCCAACCUUUGCGCACUGCAUACAGCGCCUCUCUGAGGCGGUCACCGGCCUUACACGCCAGCCCCGGACCCCGGCCAGGGCCCAGCUCGCACACCCUGGGAGACCCGGUGAGGUCAGAGGUGGCGGCCACGCCAUCAGCACCUCACCGGCACACCUGUGACAAAGCAGGGCCAUCGCUCUGUUCAGGGACCUGGCUGUGACCUGAAGCGAUGGUGACACCACGGGAUGUGCCUGAAGAGGCCGUGUUUCCACCUCCGGGCUCUGCCUCCCCCAGGUCCCCAGUCAGCCGCACUCUCACCUGCUCACAGUCGGUUUUACGUCUCAAAUUGGCCGCCUCAGCUGAUGGACGGUCCGCAGGCAGCUCUCGGGACAUGUCCAUGAAAUCCUUGGAAAGAGCUCCCGAGGACGCCAUCGUCUUACUGCAUCCUUUCACCUGCACCUGCGUCCUCUGCAUGGGUGAAGUCCACCAUCCUAACUUCUGGAACGUUCUCUGCCCAGCUGCCCUCUGAUGCUCGCUGGACUUCCUCUCUGUCUUCAUAACCUCGUCUCUGGCUUCACAGAUUUCUUUGAGCGUUGGGCGUCUCCCCUGCUUUUAGUCCCAUUUCCUCACUUGUGUUUGUAACGGCUGUGCUUGUCACUAAACGUGUGGGAACAAUGGGGGGUUUGGUGGGUUUUUGUUUUUUCUUUUGUCUUUUUUAAAGCUCCCUAGGCUUUAACGCUCCUCAAAGAGUUUUCUUCCCACUUUC